GUAACCUCUUACUUAUUCAAUAAUUAGGUGAAACAGUUUUAAAAGAGCUGUUGAGAAAACUUUGUAUCCGGUCGAGUUUCUUGAGAACGGACGAAAUUAGAAAGUUCUCGAAGAUUCUGUUGCCGCGAAGAAGAGGACGAGGUGUCGGACUGCGUCGGGGGAGUGAAAGUGACGUCACCGCGAGUUGAACAAAAUGGUGACCAAAGAGAAAUCUCGAGAGGUCAACGCCUGUAAGCAGAGUCAUACGGAGCAAUUGGCGAAUUGGAUCAGCCGAGUUCGUUGUAAAAAGCUGAUGUGUCGCCGAAAUCGGAAACGUAAUCUGCGCGUCGAGGCGGUGCUGACUUGUGCUCUAUCCAAGGCGGAACACGAGCUGCGCAGCAAGCAAUUAUCCAGGAUCUCAAAAUGGCAGCAGUUGAAAAAACAGUUGCUGAACAACCCGAACUACUCGAAUUUCGUCGAGUUGUACGGCGAUGAGGACGUAAAAAACUGGACGUCCCAUCGAGAGAAGGAUCUGUGGCAAGGCCCCUUGUGUCCGGAACUGAGCAGCUUGGACAACUUCAUGUCGCAGUUGGGCGAAGUGAAAGUACCACUCCAGCGAUGAAGAGACCUACACUGAUCAAGCGAUCAGGCUUGAAAAGCCUGAGAGCGCCACUGGAUUCAACUUACAAAGAGAUUCGAAGAAGGCAGUAAAACUCGGUUAACGUUGAAAACGUUGACGUCACAUAACUGCAGCUAAAUGGAAACUCGAACCUCGUUCUAUGCGGCACGCGUUAAAUCGCGGGGAUAAACGUCAUCCAUCACUAUCCUGGUGUAUAUCUGGAUGUUUUUUAC
Messenger RNA from Ceratina calcarata, 831 nucleotides. RefSeq lists its product as uncharacterized. The transcript has a single exon. The record is from RefSeq and is a predicted model, not a curated record. NCBI's taxonomy places the organism in Eukaryota, Metazoa, Arthropoda, Insecta, Hymenoptera, Apidae. The coding region runs from base 194 to 601 and encodes 135 amino acids.